AGCACAGUAAUAGUGGCUGCAUCCCUAGGGACAUGAAUAAGUGUUUGCUUUUCUUUUUUUCUUUUUUUUUUUCCAGAACAAGAAGGAAAUUUCUCAAGAUUGAAUCUUUCUCAGUAAAGAUAAAAUGGCAUCAAUGUUGCUUAGUCGACAGCUGACCUGUUGCCUGCAGCAAAACUCCAGACUGCUGGUAUUUGGACACAGAUAUAUCAGUCAAGCUGCAGCUAAAAUUGAUGUGGAUUUUGAUUAUGAUGGACCUCUGAUGAAGACAGAAGUUCCUGGACCACGAUCUAGAGAAUUGAUGAAGAAGCUGAAUGGCAUUCAGAAUGCAGAAGCUGUGCACUUCUUUUGCAAUUAUGAAGAAAGCAGAGGGAACUACCUCGUAGAUGUAGAUGGCAAUCGUAUGUUGGAUCUCUACUCUCAGAUUUCUUCCAUCCCAAUAGGUUACAGCCAUCCCUCUCUGAUAAAGCUUUUACAGCAGCCACAGAACCUGAGCACUUUUAUCAACAGACCUGCCCUAGGGAUUUUACCUCCAGAGAACUUUACAGAAAAACUGAAGGAGUCUUUGCUAUCAGUGGCUCCUAAGGGUUUGUCACAGGUGAUGACCAUGUCUUGUGGAUCCUGCUCUAACGAAAAUGCCUUUAAAGCCAUAUUCAUGUGGUACAGAAACAAGGAGAGGGGCCAUAAUAAUGUCACGAAAGAAGAACUGGAAUCUUGCAUGAUUAACCAGCCUCCUGGCUGCCCUGACUACGCCAUGCUCUCCUUCAUGGGUGGCUUCCACGGCAGGACCCUGGGUUGCUUAGCUACAACUCAUUCUAAAGCAAUUCACAAACUGGACAUUCCCUCACUGGACUGGCCUAUUGCUCCAUUUCCAAGGCUAAAGUAUCCCCUGGAAGACUUUGUGAAGGAGAAUCAACAGGAAGAAGCCCGUUGUUUAGAGGAGGUGGAAGACCUGAUUGUAAAGUACAGGAAAAAGAAGAAGAUUGUGGCUGGAAUCAUUGUGGAACCAAUACAGUCAGAGGGAGGGGACAAUCAUGCUUCAGAUGACUUCUUCAGAAAGCUGCGAGAUAUUGCCAGAAAGCAUGGCUGUGCUUUCCUGGUGGACGAGGUGCAGACAGGAGGUGGCUGCACAGGAAAAUUCUGGGCACACGAGCACUGGGGCCUGGAUGACCCAGCUGAUGUGGUAACAUUCAGUAAGAAGAUGAUGACAGGAGGAUUUUUCCACAAAGAGGAGUUCAGGCCAAAUGCUCCCUACCGGAUUUUUAACACCUGGCUUGGAGAUCCAUCCAAAAACCUUAUGCUUGCUGAAGUCAUUAAGGUUAUUAAAACAGAAGACCUUCUAAACAAUGCAACCCAUGCUGGGAAAGCACUACUGACUGGGCUGCUGGAUUUGCAGGCUCGUUACCCCCAUCUCAUCAGCAGAGUGAGAGGAAGAGGAACAUUCUGUUCGUUUGACACUCCAAAUGAUGCAACUAGAAACAAGUUAAUUACAAUAGCCAGAAACAAAGGUGUUGUUCUGGGAGGCUGUGGAGACAGAUCCAUCCGUUUUCGUCCCACACUGAUCUUCAAGGAUCACCACGCGCACCUCUUUCUGAACAUUUUCAGUGACAUCUUGGCAAACUUCAAGUAA
Cinclus cinclus is the source of this 1627-nucleotide messenger RNA. It is a transcript of the gene ABAT, whose product is annotated as 4-aminobutyrate aminotransferase. Gene Ontology annotation, molecular function: pyridoxal phosphate binding. Gene Ontology annotation, biological process: GABA catabolic process. Gene Ontology annotation, cellular component: mitochondrion. Bases 125 to 1627 code for a protein of 500 amino acids. Lineage: Eukaryota; Metazoa; Chordata; Aves; Passeriformes; Cinclidae. The transcript has 15 exons. The record is from RefSeq and is a predicted model, not a curated record.